GGCGGGAAAGUGCGAGCCCCCUUUAUGAGGGGAGUAAGAGGUGACUCGUGGUUGGUAGUACAGGGAACAUGGGAACUUACAGCGCGCGGGGCGGAGAGGACCAUGGAGGAGGAGGAGGAGGUGGAGGAGGGGGAGGGGGAGGGGGAAGGCGACGGCGAGGGAGUGCGAGAAUAGAGGAGGUAUUGGAGGAUGGGAGCAUUUUAACGGAAUCGGACAGCGAGAGUUGUCCAAAUACCUCGCACGGACUGGGGACGACAGUUCAGAGAUUAUUCUCGGAAAGUGCGUGUAGAGUCGGCGGGCUCUGGCCAAGGAAUUGCUUGGUGCAGUUGGGCUUGACGGCAAGCAGGAGGCGAUGCGACAGCUCUUGCGAGAGAUCCUUUAAGGCUCCCACGGAGUUUGGUAGCGCCAAAGGCAAGAAAAGAGGAAGAGGAGAAGGGAGGAAGGCAAACUACCUUGGGCAAGGAGUAGAUGGAAGAGGAACCGCAACAGGAGGAGGAGGAGGAAGAAGAGGAGGGGCAUGGAGCCGGCCUCGGUAUUACCGAUCGAGCAACAAGUCGCCCUGCUCUGGCUUCGACCCCGCAUUCGGAUUGCUCGCGAGAGAUAGCGAUGAGGGGCGGGAGGGGGGGGAGGGGGGCAGCGGAGGAGGAGGGCCAUUCUGGGGUCGGCGUCGAGAUAUACAUGACGGAAAAUACGGUAAUUGCUCGGAGGAGGGAGGGGGAGAAGGAGAGGGAGAGGGAGGAGGAGGAGGAGGGCAAAUGGCGUGGUGGUCUCUCGAUGGUAGGUUGAUGGGUCUCGAAGGGGUGGACAGCCUGGUCAUUGACAGCCCGUCAGUGGAAGCGGAUGCCCGCAUUGCUUGGCAGGGCUUCGCGCCCCUUCAACGAGUACUGAUCGUGGCCGUAUCAGCAGCGGCUGCUGCAGCUGCACAGAAUGAACGGAGGAAGGAGAUUCGACGACUACGCCAUGCUCUCUCAGCCAGGGUAGAGAUAUUAAUCGAUCAAUCAAUCAACCUCUCAUGGACACAAGUGCAUUCAUAAUUUAAUACUCUGAGACUCCUCUCUCUCUCUCUCUCUCGCGCGCGCGCGCGCGCCGUCACCUUCUCCUGUUCUCUCUUAAGUACUCCAAGAACAGUGCAAUAAUUUUCUAGCUUUUUAUUUUCUAUUAUCUUGUUGAAAUUGCAGUCAUAGGUAGAGUCAAACGAAUGAAUAGAAAAUAAUCAAAAAGAAUUAUAAAGAGUUUGGAGUCAAACGAAUGAAUAUCAAAUAAUCAAAAAGAAUUUGGAGUCAACGAAUGAAUAUCAAAUAAUCAAAAAGAAUUUGGAGUCAAACGAAUGAAUAUCAAAUUGGAGA
This is a messenger RNA of Chara braunii, 1346 nucleotides long. The record is from the annotation of a GenBank genome assembly. Lineage: Eukaryota; Viridiplantae; Streptophyta; Charophyceae; Charales; Characeae.